CUGAAAACUGAACAUUUAGGAAAUCACGUCCAUUUGAGAUCAGGCUUUCCAGUAAAAUCUCCAGUAAUUUGGGUGAAGUACGUUGUAUAAAAGCUGGUCUGCUCAGUGUCACAUCAGAUGCUGUUUUUUCAAGACCUUGACAGACCUGAAGAAGACAAGCUUACUUACCAUUUACCUGGAUGGAUUUACAUGCCAUGAGGUGGAAAUUAUUUGGUGUGCUGCUGCUCACACUUUACUACAGCAAUGCGACAGGUGUCAGUCUGAAGGAGCAUCUGGAGGACUGUCUGGAGGACAGAGACUACAAAAAGCUGCUGCACACGGUGAAGAAGGGCCUUCCACAUGUGAACACAUCUCACCGUGUCGUUAUUGUCGGUGCAGGUGUGGCUGGACUGACAGCUGCCAAGUUACUGCAAGAUGCAGGACAUAAGGUAACCAUAUUAGAGGCUAGCGGUCGUGUUGGAGGACGGGUGGAGACCUACAGGAAUGAAACAGGGGGCUGGUAUGCUGAAAUGGGAGCCAUGAGGAUCCCAAGUUAUCACCAGAUUGUCCGAUGGUUUGCCCAAGAACUUGGCGUCAAGCUGAAUAAAUUUGUCAUGGAAGACAUAAACACCUUUUACCAGGUCCAUGGGCUACGGAAGAGGACGUACGCAGUGAAGGCAAACCCUGCCAUCCUGAAGUAUAAGCUGCGGAAAAGCGAGAAGGGGAAGUCACCCGACCAGCUGCUACAGCAAGCUUUAAAGAAGGUGAAAGAUGAAGUGGAGGCACAUGGCUGCCACGCUGCACUACAGAAGUACGACCACUAUUCUGUGAAGGAGUACCUGAAACAAGAAGGUGGUUUGAGUGCUGAGGCAGUCAGGAUGAUCGGAGACUUGCUCAAUGAACAAAGCCUCAUGCACCUUGCGCUAACUGAGAUGAUCUACAUCCAGAGUGAUGUCAGCGACAGCACCACGUACGAUGAAGUGACUGGCGGGACGGAUCUCCUGACAACAGCUUUCCUCACUGUUCUUGAUGUCCCCAUCCUCCUCAACUCUAAGGUCAAGCGCAUCAGCCGGUCAGAUAAGGGUGUAACUGUAUCAUAUCAGACAGACCAACAGUCCUCUUUGACAGACCUUCAUGCCGAUUUUGUCCUGGUUACAACCACAGCCAAAGCAGCCCUCUUCAUUGACUUUGAUCCACCUCUCUCCAUCCAAAAGAUGGAGGCCCUGAGGGGAGUCCACUAUGAAAGCUCCACUAAAAUAAUCCUCACCUUUAAAAAUAAGUUCUGGGAGGAGGACGGCAUCCAUGGAGGGAAGAGCAUCACUGAUGGACCCUCUCGUUACAUCUACUACCCCAGCCACAGUUUCCCAGAAAAUGACAAGAUUGGUGUCCUCCUGGCCUCCUACACCUGGUCUGAUGACUCCCUCCUCUUCACAGGUGCGAGCGAUGAAGACUUAAAAGAGAUGGCUCUGAGAGACUUGGUGAAAAUCCACGGCAAGCGUGUCAGGGAGCUCUGCACAGGGGUGGUGGUGAAGAGGUGGAGCGUAGAUCCUUACAGCUUGGGUGCCUUCGCUCUCUUCACACCCUAUCAACAUUUAGAGUACUCCAAAGAGCUCUUCAGAAGUGAAGGCAGGGUUCACUUUGCUGGUGAACACACGGCCUUCCCUCACGCCUGGAUCGAGACGUCCAUGAAAUCUGCAAUCAGGGCGGCUAUGAAUAUUAACAAUGGUGGACUCGAGAAUUCAGUGGAGUCAGGUGGAGCUAAACACCAUCAUGAGUUAUAAGGUUCUAAUAAGUCGCUUCUGCAAUUUAAAUUUCUUUUCACAACCAGCUGUUUCACAAAAUGUAAUAGAUGUUCCAGUAAUUAACUGAUUAAAGCUAACAAAAGGAAAGAUGACAUUGAUGCUAUUAACAAACAGUAUUGUGUAUAUUUUGUGUGUUUACCUCAGGAGAUUUGAGGAUAUGAAAUUUUAGUGAAAACAACACCAUAGUGGUCCCGUUUGUUGCCAGUCUGGGGUAAUAACCAGUUAAGAAUUGUCAUGUUAAUUGGUCAGUUUCAUAAACAUAGACACAGUGUUUGAUAAUCAAGCAUUUAGUCUUGUAUUAGGGUCUGCUGAUGAACAUCACGGUGAUCUGUGGUCGUAUUCAGAGACAUUUCAGCAACAGAAUCUGAAAUUGUAAAGUGUUUUUUAUUUUUUAUUUUGUGCAUUGAUAAUAAACAGAAACUGAUAAAUUUACA
Messenger RNA from Acanthopagrus latus (yellowfin seabream), 2215 nucleotides. Its product is annotated as L-amino-acid oxidase-like. Gene Ontology annotation, biological process: amino acid catabolic process. NCBI's taxonomy places the organism in Eukaryota, Metazoa, Chordata, Actinopteri, Spariformes, Sparidae. The record is from RefSeq and is a predicted model, not a curated record. Gene Ontology annotation, molecular function: polyamine oxidase activity; L-amino-acid oxidase activity. The coding region runs from base 180 to 1760 and encodes 526 amino acids. The transcript has 8 exons.